Hydra vulgaris (swiftwater hydra) is the source of this 1588-nucleotide messenger RNA. Its product is annotated as proton-coupled zinc antiporter SLC30A1. Gene Ontology annotation, cellular component: membrane. Gene Ontology annotation, molecular function: zinc ion transmembrane transporter activity. Gene Ontology annotation, biological process: intracellular zinc ion homeostasis; detoxification of zinc ion; zinc ion transmembrane transport. The record is from RefSeq and is a predicted model, not a curated record. Lineage: Eukaryota; Metazoa; Cnidaria; Hydrozoa; Anthoathecata; Hydridae.
UUCACUUUGUAAGUCGCGUUAAAACCUUGAAGUCAAACUUUGUAUUUACAAACAAUUCUUUUAAGAGUAGUUUGUUAUACAUCGUGGUAUUGUUGGAACUAUGUGUCGCUUACCAAUAUGUAUGGGAAAAAGUCAAACGUUUUAUGUUAUGAUGGUUUUGACGACAUCAAUGUUUUUUGUAGAAAUUACAGUUGGUUAUUUGACAAAAUCUAUGGCACUAGUUGCUGAUUCAUUUCAUAUGCUUUCAGAUAUUAUCUCUCUUUUUGUUGGAUAUUUUUCUUUCAAGUUUUCUAAGAAAAAAAAAAAUAAUUUGGAGAAAGAUACUGGAAAUACUUUUGGUUGGGCUCGUGCAGAAGUUUUAGGAGCACUUAUAAAUGGUAUAUUUCUACUUGCUCUAUGUUUUUCUAUUUUGAUUGAAGGAGUGAAGCGAUUAGUUACACCAGAAAAACUAGAAAAACCUAUUUUCAUUUUAACUGUUGGAACUGUCGGUCUUGUUGUUAAUCUUGUAGGAAUGUGUUUGUUUCAUGGUCAUACUGGUCACACCCAUAGUCAUGGUGGAAAUAAAGAAGAGAAAACAUCAGACCCACCAACAAAAGAAAGUUAUAAUAAUGAGGCUCUUGAGAUUAACUUAGAACCAUAUAAUGAUAUAGAUAUGAAAUCUAAACAACUUGAAGAUUCCAAUAAAAGCUACAUGGGAAAUAUAUCAAUCAAACACGGAUCUUUUGUUUCAGUGAAUAUAGAUUCUAAUACAGAGAUAAGAGAAAUUGAAGGAGUUAAAGCAGUUGCAAAAACACAAAAAUCAAAAUCAAGUGGACAAAUGAAUAUGAAAGGAGUUUACUUACAUCUGCUUGGAGAUGCAUUAGGAUCUAUUGUUGUUAUUUUUGCUGCGUUGAUUGUUUACUUUUUUGAUGGAAAACAAUGGACACUUUAUGUUGAUCCAGGAAUGAGCAUACUUAUGGUUAUUAUUAUAACAAAAACUGUUAUUCCAUUAGUAAAACAAUCCAGUAUGAUUUUGAUGCAAAAUGCUCCAUCUAGUAUCCAGAUUAACACAAUUGAAGAUAAGCUGUUACUCAAAUUUCCUGAAAUUCAAUCUGUUCAUGAAUUCCACGUAUGGCAACUAACUGAUAGCAAAUUAGUGGCAUCUUUACAUGUUGAACUCCGUGCUCAUUCUGACUACUCUAAAAUUGCAUUUAUGCUAAAGGAAUUUUUUCAUGAUGAGGGAAUUCAUUCUACAACCAUACAACCAGAAUAUGCAGAGAAAACUAUAGAAAAUGGAACCACUUGUCGUUUGCAGUGCAGUAGUCUUUGCGAAGAAAAGUUGUGCUGUUUAAUAGAAUAUACCAACAGUGAUGUAACGUCUACCGACUACCGACCAGAACGAUGUAGCGUCAGUGAUGUAACGUCAAUCGACCAGAAUGAUGUAGCAUCAAUCGACAAGAAUGCUAAUGAUAUUUAUAACACUCAGUUUUAAUUUUUUGGUUUAAAUUAAAAAAUUUGUAUUACAAAUAUUUAAGUUUUUUGUAUUUAAAUUUAUAGUUUAUUAAGAAUAAAAUAUAUACAAGAGAUAUAAAUAUAGAAGUAUAAAGAA